Selaginella moellendorffii is the source of this 1965-nucleotide messenger RNA. RefSeq names its product BTB/POZ domain-containing protein At1g50280. Bases 1 to 1905 code for a protein of 634 amino acids. The record is from RefSeq and is a predicted model, not a curated record. Lineage: Eukaryota; Viridiplantae; Streptophyta; Lycopodiopsida; Selaginellales; Selaginellaceae. The transcript has 2 exons.
AUGAAGAACAAGCAGCAGGAGCUCUUCCUCGAAGAUCCAAUGCACAGGCUCCUGGAGGUCGAAGUGAACGGAGAGCACACUUUCGUCCUGGCACAAGAUCCUCUGGUCAAUAGAUGUGGACGCCUCGCCAAGAUCAUCCGAGGAACAACGAUUCUCACAGCUUGUCGCGUCAAUGCCUUGCGUGUUGCCUUUCACGAUCUUCCAGGAGGCCCGCAGGCUUUCGAGCUCGCAGCUCGGUUUUGCUACUGGCACUCGAGCGGAUCUCCACGCGGCGGAGGCUUCCACAUUACGGCCGCCAACGUCUCUCUCCUCCGCUGCAUCGCCGAGUACAUGGAAAUGACAGAGGAGUUUAGUCCCAGGAAUCUGAUCAAAGAAACCGAGAACUUCUUACAGAAUUUGGUGUUCUGGAGCUGGAACGAGGUGCUGCUCAUCCUCCGGAGCUGCGAGCCCGUGCUGCCUUACGCGGAGAAGACGCACAUCGUCCACAGGUGCGUCGAGUCCCUGGCCUGGAAAGCCUCCACCAUCAGCUCCACUUGCCAGAGUCCGACGAGCUCCACCUCUCCGGAUUCAUCUUCAAACCAGAGCAGCAGCGCCAACAACAAACGCCUCUCGAGAACUUGGUGGUUCGACGACGUCUGCUCGCUCUCCAUGUAUCUCAUGGAGAGAAUUGUCAAGGCGAUGAUCUCCAACAACAUGGACAACCGGAUCCUGGCCAGGUUCUUGGUUCACUACGUCCAGACCGCGCUCCCAACGCUCGGCUACCAUUCCCACCACCAGAGGUCGACCGCUUCCACCACCAGGGACGAGCACAUCCUCCAGAAGUACACGCAAAAGGUCCAGCGUGAGCUUCUGGAGACGGUCAUCGCACUGCUGGGACACUUAGAUCACGGCUCGGCUCCCUGCUCUUCUCUGUUUGGAUUGCUACGAGUUACUUCGGCUCUCAACUCGGGACGUUCGUGCCGGAAGCAGCUGGAGAAGAUGAUCGGCCACCAGCUGGACAAAGCUUCCCUGGACGACAUCGUCAUUCCACUGCGGCCGACUGGAAGUGGCUCUCUCUACGACGUUGAUCUCGUCCUGAGGCUGAUUGACAGGUUCCUGAGCGAUCAAGACAUCUUCUCGGAGAUGACUUUCCCAACUCCAAUCAACGGUCCUAUCAUGGCUUCUCAGCCACCGUCAGGAUCGUCCUUCCGUAGGGCCCUGACAAAGUUCGAGCACUCGCUGACAAAAGUUGCGGAUCUGAUUGAUAAAUACCUGGUGGAGAUCGCAGCGGAUCCACAGCUUAAGCCUUUCAAGUUUAAGUCAGUGGCCAAAGCACUGCCGGACUCGGCCAGGCUCAUGCACGACGGGCUCUACCGAGCUUUGGAUUUGUAUCUGCAGGUAAGUGUUCUUCUUUCCUGUUGCAAACUCACGUUAGAAGAAGAAACUUUGCAACUAAAAGCUCGCUCACCAUGGAACGUUUGUCGCAUGGAGCAGGCACAUCCAGCAGUCUCGGAGUCCGAAACCAUGGAACUUUGCAAGGUGGUGAAUUACCAGAAGCUGUCGUUCGAGGGAUGCAAGCAUGCUGCGCAAAACCCACGGUUCCCAGCACGAUUGGCACUCCAGAUUCUUCUUCUCCAGCAAGCCAAGCUCAGAGACACCAUCGAUCACUGCUUCUUCAAGGAAGGACUGAGAGUGAGUGACAGCUCGAGAUACAAAGAAGCACCAGUACCUGCGGUGAAUCAUCCUUCCGCCGCUCCUAGCGCUGUCGAUCAGCCAUCGCCCGAGUUUGGACUGAUCAUUCGCCAAAACGAAGAGCUCAAGUCGGAUAUCAACAAGAUGCAGGCCAAGGUGUCGGAGCUGGAGAAGCUUUGCAAGAGGAUGAGGUCGGACAUGUCUUCCAGGAGAACUAGGCGGCUUCUCUGUUGAUCGCAAAGAAUUUUCCUUCUUUUGUAUUCCUUCGAAGUUCCUGCUCAAAAGAAACUCACG